Molecule: messenger RNA, 1002 nt
Organism: Postia placenta MAD-698-R-SB12
Lineage: Eukaryota; Fungi; Basidiomycota; Agaricomycetes; Polyporales; Adustoporiaceae
Exons: 6
Coding region: 1-1002 (333 amino acids)
Biological process (GO): protein geranylgeranylation; protein farnesylation
Cellular component (GO): CAAX-protein geranylgeranyltransferase complex; protein farnesyltransferase complex; cytoplasm
Molecular function (GO): protein farnesyltransferase activity; CAAX-protein geranylgeranyltransferase activity
Source: RefSeq, a predicted model, not a curated record
AUGGACGAGCUGCCUCUAUACUCUGAGCGACCUGAAUGGGUCGACGUUGUCCCCAUUCCACAGUAUCAAGACGUGGACGCACUCGCUCCCAUCAAUUACUCGGAGGAAUACCAAGAUGCGACGGACUACUUUCGGGGCAUCGUUAAAACGGAAGAGAUGAGCCCACGAGUGCUCCAGCUUACUGAGCACAUAAUUCGUUUGAACCCUGCGCACUACUCUGCAUGGCAAUACCGUUACCGUACCCUUAUCGCGUUGGAGUCCUCCCUCGAGGAUGAGCUUCGUCUUAUGGACGCAUUCGCAAUCGAGUUCCUCAAGACGUACCAGGUCUGGCACCAUCGCCGGCUGCUGCUCACUGCCCUGCGCUCCGUAGAUGCCGCUGCGGCGGAGCUCGCCUUCAUCGCUCGUGCACUCGAGGCUGACACGAAGAAUUACCAUACGUGGUCGUACCGACAGUGGCUACUCGCGCACUUCAACGACGAGGACCUUUUGUGGAGUGGCGAGCGCGCUUGGACGGAGAACUUGCUCGAGCGGGACGUACGGAACAACUCAGCGUGGCACCAUCGAUUCUUCUUUGUGUGGGGGAGCGGUGUGAGGAAGGGGGAUGAGGAUCGGGAGGAAAUCUUGCGGAGGGAGUUAACGUUCACUAAGGAGAAGAUCGCUCUCGCCCCGAACAAUCCAUCCGCAUGGAAUUACUUGCGGGGAGUGCUUGGACAUACGGGAACGCCGUAUGCCUCACUCUCCCCCUUUGUAAAGCCAUACACCGCAACUAGCGUCGAGAAGAUCGAUGUUGUUGACUUGGACAACCCAGUGCCCUCAGAAGGGGCAGAGCUACCAUGCGUGAUGGCCUUAGAAUUCCUUGCGGACACAUUUGAACAGGAAGGUGGGUCACAGAUACCUAAGGCCGUGGAAACUUGGAAAUUACUGGCGAAUGAAUUUGAUACGAUGCGGAAAAAAUACUGGGAAUAUCGCAUCAAGGAAGCGUUGCAGGCCUCAGAACCAUAG